Molecule: messenger RNA, 740 nt
Organism: Ziziphus jujuba (common jujube)
Lineage: Eukaryota; Viridiplantae; Streptophyta; Magnoliopsida; Rosales; Rhamnaceae
Product: organ-specific protein P4
Exons: 2
Coding region: 40-477 (145 amino acids)
Source: RefSeq, a predicted model, not a curated record
GGAAAAUAUUAAAGAUUUGGAUACCUCGUUUGGUUAGUCAUGAAAUCUGCCAGUGCCAUCCUAGUUCUCCUUUCACUACUUUUGUAUUUCAAUACUAUAGAAUCACGAAAAGAUCCGGCUGAGUACUGGAGAAGUGUGAUGAAAAAGCAACCAAUGCCAGAGGCAAUUCAUGGGCUUGUUCAAUCAGAUUCUACGACACUAGUACCAAAACGGCAAGAUUUCAAUGAGAAAACCGAUUGCCAUGAAAAAGUGAAAUCUUUUGCUGAUAACUUUGAAUCCAGACCCAACAUCUCAGCUAAACAUGACGACAAUACUAAAACUUUUUCUGAUAACUUCGAACCAACAACCAACAACUCGGCUUACCAUGAGGAUGAAACUAAAAGUAAAGAUGAUCAAAAUGUUGGUACAAAAGAAGCUAAACCUGCAUUUGCUGAAGAUUUCGAGCCAAGGCCUAACCUUUCUGUUUACAAUGAGUAGGCUGUGAAAGUAAAGGAUCAUAAACCAGUGUGUGUUUCAAGGUAUUAUUGUCGUAUGUGAUAUAUGUGUCUAUGUGAUAUGCAUGUUUGAAUUCCGGUAUUUUCAAAGAAAAUGUGUGCUUUUAAGUGUAAUUAUCAAUGUCCCUGAGAAGACAAUUAAAAUGACCACCUCUUCAAUGGUGAGAGAACCUCGGUUAUAUGCAGCCCGAUGGUAAAAUUUAACCAAAAAAAAAAAAAAUUGUGUAAUGAUUGAUGAUCAAUAAA